AUGGGAGUAACAAAAAAACCUGACUUGAAUGAUCCUGUAUUAAGAGCUAAAUUGGCUAAAGGGAUGGGUCAUAAUUAUUACGGAGAACCCGCAUGGCCCAACGAUCUUUUAUAUAUUUUUCCGGUAGUAAUUCUAGGUACUAUUGCGUGUAACGUAGGCUUAGCGAUUCUAGAACCAUCAAUGAUUGGUGAACCCGCGGAUCCAUUUGCAACUCCUUUGGAAAUAUUACCUGAAUGGUAUUUCUUUCCUGUAUUUCAAAUACUUCGUACAGUACCCAAUAAGUUAUUGGGUGUUCUUUUAAUGGUUUCAGUACCUGCGGGAUUAUUAACAGUACCUUUUUUGGAAAAUGUUAAUAAAUUUCAAAAUCCAUUUCGUCGUCCAGUAGCGACAACUGUCUUUUUGAUUGGUACCGUAGUGGCCCUUUGGUUGGGUAUUGGAGCAACAUUACCUAUUGAUAAAUCCCUAACUUUAGGGCUUUUUUAA
Punica granatum (pomegranate) is the source of this 483-nucleotide messenger RNA. The record is from the annotation of a RefSeq genome assembly. Lineage: Eukaryota; Viridiplantae; Streptophyta; Magnoliopsida; Myrtales; Lythraceae.